AGUAAGGAGCAGCUGAUCACAGCUGACGCGAGUAUCGUUCGUGUACUUAUUCAUUUAUUUUCGCUCUGUUAGGUUAACGUUUCUAUAAGUCACAAAGUAAUGUUGGGAAAAAUAAAAACAAAGCAGGAGAAAAGUGGCGAGAUUGUUGCAUAUAGUGAGGCAGCAGUUGUAAACAAUGCUGCGGUUGUAGAAUAUUGUAAAAUAUCAAUGGCAGCUUUGUCUGGUGGUACAGCUGGCUUACUAGGAUUGACCGGGUUAUAUGGAUUUGGAUUUUAUAUCUUUGCAGUUUUCGGGCUAUGGGCAAUGCUAUUGAUGAAAGCUGGUGGUCAGUGGAAAAAAUAUUUUAUUAGCAGACGGCAUUUAUUAACGAGCGGUUUCUUUGGGGGGCUUUGUACAUACGUAUUAUUCUGGACAUUUUUAUAUGGGAUGGUUCAUGUUUACUGAGGACAACAGCGACGAUUUGCAAUAUUUAUGAUAACGCAAUUAUAAAUACAUAAGUAUCAUAAAGUUGCAUAAUUAGAUAUAAGCCAGUCAUAAGAAUUGUUGUAUUUUUUUCACUCAAGUAUUUUGAAUAUUGAGCAAAUAAAUGAUAAAACAUUCAUAUGAU
This is a messenger RNA of Formica exsecta, 607 nucleotides long. RefSeq names its product ER membrane protein complex subunit 6 (gene EMC6). The record is from RefSeq and is a predicted model, not a curated record. The coding region runs from base 100 to 444 and encodes 114 amino acids. Gene Ontology annotation, cellular component: membrane; EMC complex; endoplasmic reticulum. The transcript has 5 exons. Gene Ontology annotation, biological process: autophagosome assembly; protein folding in endoplasmic reticulum. Lineage: Eukaryota; Metazoa; Arthropoda; Insecta; Hymenoptera; Formicidae.